Nannochloropsis gaditana CCMP526 is the source of this 327-nucleotide messenger RNA. RefSeq names its product trna (uracil-5-)-methyltransferase. The record is from RefSeq and is a predicted model, not a curated record. Gene Ontology annotation, biological process: RNA processing. Gene Ontology annotation, cellular component: cytosol. Gene Ontology annotation, molecular function: tRNA binding; tRNA (uracil(54)-C5)-methyltransferase activity, S-adenosyl methionine-dependent; rRNA binding. The transcript has a single exon. The annotation marks the transcript as partial.
CACCCGGUGAGGACGACCCUUCCUUUCGGGUUGUACUCGUAGACCCGCCACGGGCUGGAUUGGACAGACACACACGGAAGAUGGUCUCUAAUUACGAAGACAUCUUGUACAUAUCCUGUGCGCCCCUCUCCUUAUUGCGUGACCUGCGCGGGGAGAGCGAGGAAGAACGGCGACAGAGUGCAGACAGGAAGUUCCUGUCGCUCGCAGGCUUUGGGCUUGUUCACACGCACAAAGUGGUGGACAUGUGUGUCCUUGACCACUUCCCGGGCACGCGGCAUAUCGAGGUCGCCGUCCACCUACAGCGACGCGGAACCGACGAGAAAGGAG